AUGUCCACUAAUCUCAUCAACUUCCGUCCAAUCCUAACCGCGCCGUGCGCCGCCGGACACCGAAGGCCCAGCUCAGUUGGCGGGAAAGGCUCGCCGUCCAAGUGGUGGACCCCGAUCUUCGGGUGGUCCUCCGAACCCGACUACAUUGACCCGGAGGCAAAGACGGAGUCCGACGACAAGGACGAGGGCGGAGCAGCCGACUCGAAGCAGAGGCGAUCGCGGUUCGCGCCCGGCUGCUUCACGGAGGAGAAGGCGCGGCAGCUCCGGAUCAAGACGAUCGAGAUGGAGACGUAUCAUGACGCGAUGUAUCACUCGUCGAUCGCCAACAGACUCGCCUCCGAUUUCAGGAACCGGUCCGAUCUAUGA
Malus domestica (apple) is the source of this 366-nucleotide messenger RNA. RefSeq lists its product as uncharacterized. The record is from RefSeq and is a predicted model, not a curated record. Lineage: Eukaryota; Viridiplantae; Streptophyta; Magnoliopsida; Rosales; Rosaceae.